AUGGUUGGCCUGUCUUUGAAGCUCGACGUUAAGUUCUCCAACUUCAAUGAGUUCUACCUUUACUACCUCUCGAAGCACAUGCAGCUGUGGACGCGCCGGGGCCACGUCGCUGGGACCAUGCUUGCCGGCCUCCUCCUCCUGCUGUCGCUGGUGAAGCGUGGCUCGGUGGCGUGCGCCGUUAGCGCCCCCAUUGUCGGCUACGGCGUCGCCUGGGCCAGCGACGUGGCGGUGGAGGGCAUCGCCCCAACGUCGUUCAACCACCCCUGGUGGUCGUUCCGCGCCAACAUGCAGCUCGUGAAGGAUGUGCUCUGUGGCAAGCAGUCGCUGUAG
Trypanosoma conorhini is the source of this 330-nucleotide messenger RNA. RefSeq lists its product as uncharacterized. Lineage: Eukaryota; Euglenozoa; Kinetoplastea; Trypanosomatida; Trypanosomatidae. The coding region runs from base 1 to 330 and encodes 109 amino acids. The transcript has a single exon. The record is from RefSeq and is a predicted model, not a curated record.